Molecule: messenger RNA, 1361 nt
Organism: Moneuplotes crassus
Lineage: Eukaryota; Ciliophora; Spirotrichea; Euplotida; Euplotidae
Source: the annotation of a GenBank genome assembly
AUUUUUAGUUUAUCAAAAACAUAAAUGAGUGAUCAUAAUAGUGACGAAUCAAGUGAAAUUGACGAAGAUUUAGUUGAUAACAUUUUUGCCAAUGAAGUAAGGGAAGCCAGAAUAUUUGUAUCCAUGCUAGCUCAAAAUAGAGAUAAGGUAAUAAGAUAUUUGAGGCAGACACAGCCGAGAGAUGUAAUAGUAGUUGUUCCAACAGAUGCUUCAGAAGAUGCACAAGAGGAUGUUUCAGAAGAAGCACAAAAGGAUGCUCUAGAAAGCACGACAGAAGAGGCUCUAGAAGACUCUCCAGCAGAGGCUUCAGAAGAUAUUCAAGCAGAUGCUUUAACAGAUACUCCAGCAGAUUCUGAUGCUGAUUCACCAAUGCCGUGUCUAUUAACUCAAGAAUCUGCUCCUAGCUCACCUGAGCAGGUCCGCAGCCCUUUGAGACCAAGGAGACCCUCAGAAAGUUCUAAUACUGUUGUAAAUCCACCUCACCCACCCUUUCCCACACCUCCUCGCACUUCCCCAGCUCCAACUCCACGCACGUCCUCAUCAAGUCAAAGUAAUCAAAGAAGGGAAUUUACAAACGACGUGAAUAAUUAUCUAAGAGAGAUCAAAGCCAUAAUUCAUGCCGCCGCCGAUGACUGUAGAAGCGGUAUCCACCAGAUCUUCAGGCAGAAUGAGAAAAGAAUUGAACAAUUUAGCAGAAAAAUGUUUGAAAGAAUCCGUAUGAUAGUUGAUAAAACAGAUUGGGGAUUUGAGGCAAUGAUCGGGGGAAAUUCAGACUCCAGGAGGCUUCCUUACAGAAGAGAAGCUUAUAAUAGCCGGAUUGAAGAACAUGGAAUUAGAAGAAGGGAAGAAUCAGAGGAAAGAGUGUUGAUGAGAGAAACUCCAGCAAGGCAAAACUCUGAAAGAGAACUAAUAGGAAGCUGAUAUCAUCUAGGAGAUAUUCUGCAAAGAUUUAACUUAAUGUGAAAUGCGCCUCCUAAUGCUCAAUCUAUUAUGAAAAGAGAAGGCUUGUUAAGAUAUAUACUGGCCAUAAUCCACAGAUGCUGGAAGUAUGGAAUCCAAAAGAAUAUGAAAAUAUCUAUAUAACUGAUGACCAUACUUACCACCUGAUUGAUCGUGCUCUACAGAGAAAUGAACAUAUUUUAAGAUUUCCUGACCAAAGGGAAGGCCAAAAUAUACCAACCCAACAGGAUCCAGAAAGUAGAAGAAGAUCAAGAGAGAGAGAACUAGACGAAUUUGCUGAUUCAUUAAUUGAGUGGGUUGACAUGUUCCUGAGACACAGAGAGAGGAUUAGAAAUCUUAAUAAAGAAGAUAAGGACAAAAAGGAGAAUAGUAAAGAGAACAAAUAAUCUUGACUUAAAAUA